Molecule: messenger RNA, 2120 nt
Organism: Dendronephthya gigantea
Lineage: Eukaryota; Metazoa; Cnidaria; Anthozoa; Malacalcyonacea; Nephtheidae
Product: ETS-related transcription factor Elf-2-like
Exons: 8
Coding region: 352-1260 (302 amino acids)
Biological process (GO): regulation of transcription by RNA polymerase II; cell differentiation
Cellular component (GO): nucleus
Molecular function (GO): sequence-specific DNA binding; DNA-binding transcription factor activity, RNA polymerase II-specific
Source: RefSeq, a predicted model, not a curated record
AACGAAAGGUCAUGAAAAAGUGAAGAGUUAUGUGACAUAAUUGCCUGAUGUAUUUAAAGCAGUGUUCAUCGCUACCACAUUGCGAUGAAAGAGAACACUCGGUGAGGGCUUGCUGAUAAAACGAUUCGCUCAUCGUUUCGCUUCCUUAAUUCCAUGAACCAAGGAAUGCGUUUGCCUUAAUUACAUCAUUACAUAAAGCAAACUUGAACUGAGCCCCAUCAUCAGUGAGUCAAUCUCCGGUUUGCGAGGAAGAGCUUUGAAAACACAUCUCGUGUAUUCCGAAAGAAGGUCGACAAAUACAGAACUCCACGGAAUUUCGAAAAAAUUAUCGCGAAGAGAGAACCAAUAAUCAUGGCUCACAAUAAUGCUCUGUAUUAUCAAACUCCUCUUCGUCAAAACUUUGAAUUAUAUUCAAGUCGGCAGUACCAUGGUCAACAGUUUAACUACCAAUCAACCUUUAUUCAAUCCUCAAAUAUGAAACCUAUGGCAGAUUUUAGUUCACCAGACGAUCGUCCACUAAAUACAUAUUUAUCGCCGAAUGAGUCAUCAAUUGGAUAUGGGAAUGUUCAAGAAUGCGGUGUGCUUGAUGACAGCUUGGAUCUUGAUAUCGCCUCCCUAAUAGAUUUAACAGAUGAGGAACUCGAAAAGAACUUUAAAUUUAUACCGAAUCUGUCUUCAGACGAAGGUCGAUGGCUCGGAUUCGAUAUUGAACAUAUUUCUACUACUUCUAACAGGAUAGCUACCUGUCCUGAAGCAUUUGUUGAUGAUUUGGAUUUUUUGACCGGACAAGAAGGGGAAGAACCGCCCCCAACACCUACACCAGAGGAAAAGCACGUCGUUGAUCAAAGAUUGACCGUACCACCAAAAAAGCCUGGUAUAGUACAACGAAAACAGCCAAUAAAGCGCCCACGCCGCCCACGUCCACGCAAUCGAGGAAACCGCUCCAUUCACCUAUGGGAGUUUCUCAAAGAAAUGUUGAAUAACAGUGACGAGAACAAAAGCUAUAUCAGGUGGAUAAGCAAGAGGGAAGGUAUCUUUCAGCUUGUGAACUCAAGCGGAGUGGCUAAACUGUGGGGACAACGCAAAAAUCGUAAGAAUAUGACGUACGAAAAAAUGAGCCGUGCAUUAAGAUACUAUUACGAGAAGGAUAUCUUAGAAAGGGUUCCCAACGCUCGUCUCAUUUACAAGUUUGGUGGUAAGACGAGACCUAUUGCAACGGAAAACGGCGAUGACUCUCUGUCUGAUUCAAGUGAGAACUAGAUGAUUGAGCUUGAUUUUUGUACAGGGCAAAAAUUAACAAUAUAUAUAUAUAUAUAUAUAUAUAUAUAUACUACUUAUAAUACAUUGCAUUUGCACAAAAAUUGGAUAAAAACGUUUGGUCUCAUAUCACUUUUUAAGAAACAAUACAGUUUAGAAACUUAUAAUCUGUAUGAUAUUAUAUUUACAAUAGUAUAUAAUUGUUUUGGAAACUUUAAUGCUUAGGUGAAUGGCACCGAAAUGGAGAAUUGAUGCUCUCUGCAUGUUGUAUAUUAUAUAUACUGACUGUAAAAUAAUUUUUAAAUAUUUUAUAUCGCGUUUUCCCUUAGAUAUAAAGUAUAGGCCUAUAGAAUUUUUACUUUUUCUAAAAUCCAAUGUAUACAUUUUAAUUUCACAUCAUCAUGGUAUAUAGUUCGUAUGCUAGUAUAUGUCCAUGUUCAAUAUAUUUCAUUAUUUAUAAAUGGAAAUCAUAUACCGAUUUGCUUUAAAAACAAUUAAUAAUGGGUGUACUUGAAUCUAGAAAGUCCUGUUGAAAGAGUUUGUAUAGUAGCUUUGUGACACCGAAUCACACUAAAUUUUUUUCAAGCUAAGAUUUAGUUGUUAGUCAUGUUACACUGUGCAAUUUUUCUUGCAACUUAUAAUCCAAUUCUGUCUUUAAAAGAUGUACAUUUAGCAAAAUUUCUCUACUAAUUCAUAUCUCUAAAAAGCAGAAUUACAUAAAAUCGCAAGUGGCAAGAAAAACUGUAAUGUAUAUAACACGAGCAUUUAAAUUUUGGGGAGGGUUCUCAAACCCAAAGGUUGAGACAUUUAAUUUUGUAAAAUAAUUGUAAGAGCCUUUUUAUUAAUAAUCUUUAUAUGAUUUC